Messenger RNA from Rotaria sp. Silwood2, 456 nucleotides. The record is from the annotation of a GenBank genome assembly. Lineage: Eukaryota; Metazoa; Rotifera; Eurotatoria; Philodinida; Philodinidae.
AUGCAAACAAAAACUCUUCUUGCUCUAUUUUGUACUAUUAUUGUACUUUUAGUCAGAGUCAAUGAUGGUGCACCAGCAGCUCCAAAGCCAGUAGCAGCUAAAGAAGAGUCAUCUAAGAUUAAACAAAUUCCACCAACUCUUAGUGGUGCUCGUACACCAUGGAAAACAAGUAUUGAUGCAAAAAGUAAAAAAUUAUUCAAUGAUAAUAAACCAACAAUAAAAAAAAAACUUCAAAGCAUUCAUAAAGUACCAACAACAUUUAAUCCUAAACCAUCAAAAGUAGCAACACAAGUUGUUAAUGGUAUUCUCUAUCACUAUUUAGUUAAGUUACCAACAAAUAAAUAUGCAUAUGUAACAGUCCUUAAUCGUCCAUGGAACAAAAGCAAUAAACUCGCAAAUGAAGAACAUGUUAUUGUACGACCGGAACUUCAUGGAUUAAAUGAUAAGAAUAUUUAA